Clavispora lusitaniae ATCC 42720 is the source of this 1020-nucleotide messenger RNA. RefSeq lists its product as uncharacterized. Gene Ontology annotation, biological process: endoplasmic reticulum calcium ion homeostasis. Lineage: Eukaryota; Fungi; Ascomycota; Pichiomycetes; Serinales; Metschnikowiaceae. The record is from RefSeq and is a predicted model, not a curated record. Gene Ontology annotation, molecular function: calcium ion binding. Gene Ontology annotation, cellular component: endoplasmic reticulum.
AUGUCAUUGUGGCAGAGAUUCAAGCUCAAUGAUUGGAGAUUGGAAAUUUUCACUAUUGCCUUUAUUACUGUCUUCGUGACUCUUUUCAAAGCAGGUGACAUUUACAACCGUUCCUUGGUGAAUUCUUUCCUUGCUGGGGUCCAGAAAACGUUUGAAAAGAACUUUUAUCAAUUUGGUGUGGGCGACGGCAAAUUGUACAUUAAAGACAACGCCGAGAGUUAUGCUUCUUAUGCGACUGGCCGUGAGAACAUCAGCAAAGUCAAUCUUGUUUUCCGUUUGGCUCCAAGACAGAACAUUUUUGUUUGGGCCAUGGAAACGAUUUUCAGUUUCUACACCGAAUCGGUGCCAUACCCACAUGACCGUGUCGAGAUUGUGGUGACACCAUCUGUGGACUACGAAAAUUUCAUUUCUGCUGUGGUCUCCAAGUUGGGUAUGAACGAGUACAGAAAGUUCAAUUAUUACUUAUCUUUGACCAGAACCUCUGAUUGCGCAAAGUUGCCCGAGUCUUUUGUUCAAAUGGGUGAAGUGACUGAAUUCCAGGACAAAACUUUGACCCCUCGUCUUGCUUCCGCUUUCACAAAGUCUAUGGCUUCUUUUGUCAGAUUUGUCGCUUUUACUGACCAGCCUGCUGAAAAGCCAGAGGCAAUUCGUGAUUUGCUUCCUCGUCGCCGUGUUGUGAUCUCACUCAAGUUAGUUACAGGUAAAGAGCAAUUGGCCCAGGUUUCAGAACUUCUUGAUUCUGUUUUCGAGGUUGUGGACCAAAUUGCUGACAAGACCAUUACCUUUAGACAAGAAGCCUCAAAGAAAGUUGUCAAGAACAGAGAAGUUGAGAUUAGCAAAAUUAAAAAGGCUGAAGAAGCUGCGAGACAACUUGAAUUGGCAGAGGAGAAGGCUAAGUUGAAGAGAGCUGAGAGAGAAAAGGCGAGAAACUUGUCCAGAGACGAACAAUUGAAGGCAGAGAAAAAGGCGCAAGAAAAGAAACAAAGAAGAGCGCAAAAGAAGAUGAAAACGAGAAUGUAG